Molecule: messenger RNA, 1376 nt
Organism: Triticum dicoccoides
Lineage: Eukaryota; Viridiplantae; Streptophyta; Magnoliopsida; Poales; Poaceae
Product: mannose-P-dolichol utilization defect 1 protein homolog 2-like
Exons: 9
Coding region: 305-1045 (246 amino acids)
Source: RefSeq, a predicted model, not a curated record
CCAGCCCACCACGCACCCAUCCUCGGGCCGCCACGCACCCAUCGCCGUUCAUCUCCUCUGCACGCCAACUCUGCGCGGCCACGGCACACGGAGCAGCAACCGAAGGGGGGAAGAAGAGCCGUCGCCGGAGAAGACCAAGGGGAAGAGCCUCCACCGCCGCCAGAGCUAGCGUCACUGGUGCCUCGCCGCCCCUCCGUCGGCGCGCUGCCCUCCCCUUGGCCCGCUGCAGCCAUCCUCUCCUCUCCGCACCUUCAGCCGGACGUCCUCUUCAGCCGGGAGCCCAUCCGGAGCAGCUGCAGAUUGGAUGUGGAGAUUGGCGAAUCUGGAGAUGACGGAGCUGGAGAUCCUGGGCAUGAACUUCGGCUGCGUCCUCUCGGCGCUGUCGGACGCCAAGAUCCCGGAGAAAGAGUGCCUGCUCCCGCUCGUCUCCAAGCUCCUCGGCUACUGCAUCGUGGCCGCCUCCACCACCGUCAAGCUCCCGCAGAUACUAAAGAUUUUGAAGCAUGGAAGUGUUAGAGGACUUAGUGUAGCCUCCUUUGAGCUUGAGCUCAUUGGCUACACAAUUGCUCUGGCAUAUUGUAUUCAUAAAGGACUGCCCUUUUCAGCUUAUGGAGAGCUAGCUUUUCUGCUGAUUCAAGCAAUUAUCUUGAUUGGAAUCAUUUACUAUUACUCGCCACCAAUGGGAACCAAAACAUGGAUGAAAGCUUUGAUAUAUUGUGGACUAGCUCCGACUGUUUUGGUUGGAAAAAUUGAUCCGGGUCUUUUUGAAAUCCUUUAUGCUUCACAGCAUGCCAUCUUCUUUUGUGCUAGAGUACCGCAGAUCUGGAAAAAUUUCACAAAUAAGAGCACUGGCGAGCUGAGCUUCCUGACUUCUUUCAUGAACUUCGCUGGUUCCCUUGUAAGAGUUUUUACCAGCAUCCAGGAGAAGACUCCGUUAAGUGUACUUAUGGGCUCUGUAAUCGGCAUCGUGACAAACGGUACGAUCCUGGGUCAGAUAGCGAUGUACCAAAAGCCUGCGCCGAAGAAAGGGAAGAAAGAAGAGUAAUAGGGCGCGCGCGAGAAACGACAUGAGGUUCUUCCUGGUGGGUUUACAGUUUUGAUCCAGGGCUAUUCUAUUCUUGGAGCAACAUUGUGCCACUUACCUGCAGACCUCACACCAUGACGGAAACAGUAGGCAGAAAUUCAUGCAGACUUGUGUGAUGAUGAAAACGAUAGGAUAUUUCUUCGUUUGUAAUUUUUCGAAGUAUCGUAAAAUGACUGCUUGUGUAGUUUCAAUUGCCUCCUUGGUUAGCUUACUCUGUGUAACCGUUUAAUGAUGCUAGAAAGAUGUAUAUCCAUUCUUUUUAUGUUUGAAUAUUAUUUGUUGUUACACUUUA